Molecule: messenger RNA, 6840 nt
Organism: Conger conger (European conger)
Lineage: Eukaryota; Metazoa; Chordata; Actinopteri; Anguilliformes; Congridae
Gene: fndc3a
Product: fibronectin type III domain containing 3A
Molecular function (GO): protein binding
Source: RefSeq, a predicted model, not a curated record
AUUGUGUACACACGGAAGAUGAUGGCAGAUUUCCGUACUGUUAAAGGGACCACAGUCAUACGUGGAUAGAGUGGGGUUGCGGGAGACAGCGACAGCGGUAGCUAAGAGCAGCCAGCAACGUUGUGCAUUUUCCUCGUCGUUUUUACAUAACGAUAACAGCGAGUUAGCAAAACAUAUUGACAUCAGCAUAAGUCAGGCGCUAGUCUCGCCUUUUAUAAAGUUGAGACUGAGUCUGGUUGACCAACACAAUUGCAAGUGAAGAUAUCUUCCCGCAGAAUUUACCCAGCUAACCUUAGCCUCAAGCUAGCAACACCGUCUUGGAGAAAAGAGCAUAGCAGCGGGUCUACGAACCGGCCGCAACCGUGGAGGCGGCAGUGCCCCCGCUCCAGUGUGAAUGAGGGUGUCAUGGCGGACCACAGCCCCUCUCUGGACUCCGGCCAGCUGCUCACCGCUGACCUCCCGCUCCUGGCCCCGCCCCUCCCACCCACCAUGGCCAACGGUGAAGGCCCACAGCAGGUAAUCUUGGUGCAGGUAAACCCAGGGGAGGCCUUCACUAUUCGCCGAGAGGAUGGUCAGUUCCAGUGUAUUACAGGUCCUGCUCAGGUUCCCAUGAUGUCCCCAAAUGGUUCAGUGCCUCCAAUCUAUGUGCCUCCAGGAUACGUUUCACAGAUCAUAGAGGAGAAUGGUGUUCGGCGGGUGCUGGUUUUACCUCAGCCGGAGUACCACCCCGGGGGCCACUCCCCACUGCACGGCCCGCCCCCCCACGCCCACUUGCCGGCCUUCAUCCCCCACCCGGCCAUGAUCCCGCCCCCUCCGCACCCCAUGUACACGGGCGUGGCCGGGGGCGUGGCCGACCUGAGCUCCCAGUACAUCCCCCAGUACCAUGCUGCCCACAUCUACUCAGAGCAAGUUCCGGGAGAUCCCCACGCUCCGCACGGGAGGCAGCCGCUGGUGCACCGGGACGAGAGGACCAACAAGGCCUACGAGCGUCUGCAACGCAAGCUGAAGGAGCGCCAGACCGGAGGAGGAGGCGGGGGAGGCGGGGGGGGAGGUGCCAAGGACAGGCCCAGCAGCCCCCCUCCCUCGCCGCAGAAGAACCACUGCGCGCCCCCCUCCCCCGACGUGCCCAACGGGGUGGAGGGCAAGGCCGAGCCCGAGCAGAGCCAGCCCGUCGCCACGGCAACCGCCAGGGGCAAGCAGCCGGGCAAGGCGGCCAAACCCGGGCCCUGCGUCGAGGCCGAGACCGAAGAGCUGGAUGAAGAGGCAGAGACACUCAAAUCUCUUCUGUCCACUAUCGGCAAGCCAGAGGUGCUGGAGGUCCAGGCCCGGACGGUGCAGCUGAAGUGGGCCGUCCCGGCAGCGCCGGGGGACGGGGAAACCCCGGAGGUCCAGAAGAGCCCGGGACCCUUCAGCUACGAGCUCUCCCUGUCCAGCAGCGGCAAGGACGGCAAGUACAAGCCUGCCUACAGUGGCCAAGAACUAAGUGCAACAGCGGAGGACCUAAGACCGGCGACAGACUACCAUGCCAGAGUCCAGGCCAUGUGCCGCGGUGUACAGGGUAGUGUGUCGGAGGCUGUCAGCUUCAACACGCUCAGCUGUGAACCCGAUGCCCCCAGCCCCCCCAGAAAGAGCAGCGGGACCAAGAGCGCCCUCACCCUGCAGUGGAAGGCUCCCUGUGACAACGGCUCCAAAAUCCAAAACUACGUCCUGCAGUGGGAUGAGGGUAAAGGUACAGGGACUUUUGAGCAGUGUUACUACGGACCCCAGAAGCAGUAUCGGGUGAAGCUUUCUCCAGCGUCCAGAUACUCCUUCCGCCUGGCAGCCAAGAACCAGAUGGGCACCAGUGUGUUCAGCGAGGCGGUGGCUCUCUUCACGUCGGGCAGUGUCCCUGCGGUGCCGGUGGCCCCGGAGCUGGUCCAGACCGGAGUGACCUGGCUCUGCCUGCGCUGGCAGCGCCCGCCCAGCUCCCCCGAGGACGACAUCUUCUACAUCCUGGACAUGGAGGAGGAGGGCUCGGGCUAUGGGUUCCAGCCUCGGUACGAUGGUGAGGAGCUGUCCUGCACAGUGAAGGGUCUGCACAGGAGCACCAGGCACAGGUUCAGGGUGUUGGCGUACAACGCGGAGGGGAAGAGCAACCCCAGCCAGGUGUCAGAGUUCAGCACCUGCCCCGACUCUCCCAGAAACCCCUGCAGGCUUGCCCUCAGGGGCAAAGUGCACCCCAACAGCUUCAAGAUGUCCUGGGAGCCUCCUAGCGAUAACGGAGGAUCAGAAAUCACAGAUUACGUUGUGGAGAUAUCGGAAGGAUCAAACGGUGCCUUGUGGGAGCUGGUGUACAGAGGCUCCGCCCUGGAGUGUGUUUGUGACGGGCUGAAGCCUGGCUGCUCCUACCAGACGAGGGUCUACUGCAUCAGUCAGGGAGGCCAGAGCCCACUGUCGGACACCCUGCAGGUACACACCCCCGCCGUGCCCCCCGGGCCCUCUCCCCCUAGGGUGGUGGGCCGCCCCAAAGCCAGGGAGCUGCAGCUACGCUGGGGGCCCCCCCUGGUGGAUGGAGGGUGCACGGUGUCCUGCUACAGUCUGGAAGUGGGGGAGGCGCAGGAUGAGCACAGGGAGGUGUACCAGGGGGCGGAGCUGGACUGCACCGUCACCAGCCUGCUGCCCGGGAAGAGCUACAGCUUCCGCCUGAGAGCCGCCAACAAGGCCGGGUACGGGCCAUACUCGGAGCGCUGUGAGGUGACCACCGGCCCCGGGGCCCCAGAAGCGUGCAGGGCCCCCCAUGUGACGUGUAGAUCCCCCACCUGCGCUGUCAUGAGUUGGGAGAGCCCACCCUGUAACGGGGCCCAGGUGUCGGAGUUCCGGCUGGAGUGGGGCGCGGCUGAGGGAAGCAUGCAGGUGUGCUACUCCGGGGCGGGGCUGAGCCACGAGAUGAAGGGCCUGAAUCCUGCCUCCAUCUACUUCUGCAGGGUGCAGGCGGUGAACGUGGCGGGGGCGGGGCCCUUCAGUGAGGUCACGCUGUGUCAGAUGCCCUGCUCUGUGCCAGCGGCCGUCAGCAGUGUGCAGGCCCUGAAGGAGGGGGAGUGGAGCCGCACGCAGGAGGAGGACGAGGAGGAGGAAGAGGAGGAGGAGGGCGAGGCGGGCUCCCUGUGCCCCUCGUCCUGCCUGGGCCUGCGCUGGGAUCCCCCCUGUGAUAAUGGGGCGGAGAUCACCGCCUACCUGAUCGACCUGGGGGAGCGGCAGCCCAUCUCUGUGGGGCCCGUCACCAGACACGUCAUCUGUCACCUGCAGCCCGACACCAGCUACAGGAUACGAAUCCAGGCCCUGAACAGCCUGGGGGCGGGGCCCUUCAGCCACACCCUGAAGCUGAAGACGAAGCCCCUCCCCCCGCGGCCCCCGCGCCUGGAGUGCACCGUGUUCAGCCACCAGACGCUGCGGCUGAAGUGGGGGGAGGGGCCGGCCAAGGCCACGCCCUCCGACUCACUCCAAUACCACCUGCAAAUGGAGGACAAGCUCGGGAGGUUCAUAUCCUUAUACAGAGGACCAUGCCACACUCACAAAGUCCAGAGGCUUUCGGAGUCUACCUCUUACACCUUCCGCAUCCAGGCCUUUAACGAAGCCGGAGAGGGCCCCUUCUCCCCCGUCUACACCUUCACCACGCCCCUGUCUCCCCCUGCCCCGCUCAAAGCUCCCAGAAUCGAGCGGUUGGAUGACCACGCCUGUGAGGUGAGCUGGGAGCCCAUGCCACCCAUGAAGGGAGACCCCAUCAUCUACAUCCUGCAGUGCAUGAUGGGAAACUCCGACUUCAAACAGGUGUAUAAGGGCCCUGCCACGUCCUACCAGGUGUCGGGGCUGCAGCCCAGCUGUGACCACCGUUUCAGAGUGUGCGCUAUCCGCCAGUGCCAAAGCCCCCCCGACCUGACCGGCCCCUACAGCGCCACCGUCACCCUGACCACCCAGCGCACCGAGGGGGCGGGGCCCGCGGGCGGGGCCGCGGCAGGGGCGGGGCCCCGAGGGGGCGGGGCGGAGGCGGGGUGGGCGCGGCCCAGCCUGACGGACGAGCAGUGCGCCGCCCUCAUCCUGCUGCUCUUCGCCGUCCUCUCCAUCCUCAUCGCCUUCGUCAUCCAGUACUUCGUCAUCCAGUGAGCCUCUGUCCCCCGCCCGCGUCCCCGGCUCCGCCACUAACAGUCUGGAGGGGAGCAGCUGAGGUACCAGCGCUAACGGCUAACGGCACCGGCACUUAAUCACCGUUCAACCACACCUUGCAGGGCCCCACUCGGAAAAAAGAAAAGAAAGAGAGACCCCCCUUCAAGCACCCCUCCCCCCCUUUCUUUUUUCCUCUCACUCUUUUUGUUUCACUCGCCCCUUAUUCCUCCUCUCUCCUGCCCUUGCACACGGCCUCGUUUUUCCCACCCGCUGGGGCUUCGCUGGGAGCAUGGCAGAGGUUGUGCUACGUUCUAUGACAUCACUUCCUGUCUGUGGGGAGGCUUCUAUGCUCCCCGCUGGUGGCUGGUAGUUCUCUAAAAAAAAUUUAAAUUUCUUUUCUUCGUAAAAGAAAUCUAAAAAUGAAACACAAAUUCAGGUUAUCUCUAUAUAUACAUGUAGAUUUAUACAUAAUACUACAGACGGUUUUGUCGACCAUAUAAAUGUAUGAACUUAUCCUUUUAUUUAGCUUUUAAUUUUAUUUGUUAAAGUUUGGUAAGGAACUGUUCUAAGUUUGAUUUGCUGUCCCAAAAAAAAGAACAAAAAAAGAAAUUUUUUGGUUUCUGUGGUCUUUUUUUUUUUUUUUUUUUUUUUUUUUUUUUGUGAAAUAUUUGAUGUUGUACUACAUUGAGACCCAGAGCCCAGUGUUGCCAGCUGUCAUUUCCUGGGAAACAAUUGCCCAGGUGUGUACCUGCACAGGUAUGCUGACCAGGUGUGUACCUGCACAGAUAAACUGGCCAGGUAUGUACCUGCGCAGGUAAGCUGGCCAGGUAUGUACCUGCGCAGGUAAGCUGGCCAGGUGUGUACCUGCACAGAUAAACUGGCCAGGUGUGUACCUGCACAGAUAAACUGGCCAGGUGUGUACCUGCGCAGGUAUGCUGACCAGGUGUGUACCUGCACAGAUAAACUGGCCAGGUGUGUACCUGCGCAGGUAAGCUGGCCAGGUGUGUACCUGCGCAGGUAAGCUGGCCAGGUGUGUACCUGCGUAGGUAAGCUGGCCAGGUGUGUACCUGCGUAGGUAAGCUGGCCAGGUGUGUACCUGCGCAGGUAAGCUGACCAGGUGUGUACCUGCGCAGGUAAGCUGACCAGGUGUGUACCUGGAAUUUCUCAUCACAAAGGGAGAUUUCUCCCUGGAUAUAAAAAUGUAAAAAAGCAAAACUUCUCCUUAGUAUUAUAGAACUCAUGUUUAGCACUUUCCAACCUUUUACGAGUUCAUAAUGUGAGAGGAUGCAAGAAUGACUGAAGGAAAACAUUUUAGUAUAUUUUUGUAUAGUAUAGGCACAUGGACCGUUUCAAUCAAGGCAUUUUGCUGAGUUACUUGCUUAGGGGAUAGAAAAUGAAUUGAACUAAAUUAUAAACUAUAGCUAUAGCUUAUUUUAAAAUUCAUCAUGUCGCUUCUUUGCUCUGAAAUAUCGUGUUCAGCACAAAAAUGAAAUGUACGCUUACAGACGUCUCCCUUUGAGUCACUGAGUUUGCACCUUAAAGACAAAACCGAGGGAAUGCAUGUUGUUCACGUGAAAACGUUUGAUUGAACAUUUUGUCAGGUCAUGCAAUCUCUAAUCGUGUGUUGUGAGAUUUUUAAGAUUGUAGCGCCACCACAUUUGUUGGAAAACGAUAAUACUUUACGAAAAUGAAAAUAAAAUUUACAGUUCGUUUCAAAAACCUUCAUGAUUCAAAUCAAGUGAUUAGUUGAUUUUCUAUGUGUUUUGUUUUGCUUUUGUUUUAGGUUUUUAGAAAGCACUCAAUUUUGUGCUAUUCUUUUUUCUUUUAGCAGUGAUUGUUUUGUGUAUUCAUUUGAAUGACACUUUUCCAUAAUGAAAGUAUAUUACUUUUAGAAAUCUAUAUUCAUUUUCUGUUUUAAUUUAGUUUUGUUUUGGGGGGUUAUGUGUAAAAUCUAUAUUUUUUUACGGUAAAGGAAAUACAGUUUAAGUUGAUUCUAUCCAGACGAAAUAAAACAUUGAAUAAAAACUCGUGAAUUGUGAGAAGCAAGCGGCGGUUAGCGUUUUCUGAAAUGUGUUUACUAUACAUGUACUUCCUGUAAAUUCAGAUAUUGCCUCCUUUUUUCAGUGUGAAGUCUUUGUCAUUGAUUGCAAACAGCCAGUAAUGACUUUAGAGGUCUGGCAGGUAUGGUUUAGUGUUGUGUUUGGCUGCGGACAGAUUUGUUUAUUGCUAUUGCAACCGUUAAAAAAGAAAAAAGAAAAAAAAAAAGAUGCACAGGUACCUUGUACUGUAAGAUGUGUUGGGAAAGGAUUAAAAUGUUUUUGGUCUAUCCGAUAUUCUGCAAAUGGCUUCUCUUUGUCAUAGUAAACUCAAAUUCCUAUUUUUGAUAGCGAUUUAAAUGUAAUUUCAACUUGUGCCAUUUGAAUCUCCCGCUAUGGCAGGCCUCUGCUGUUUGCUGGGAAGAUAAAGAGCUGGAAAAAAGAUAAAAUACGAAAAAAAGAGACCAUAUUUAUGUAAUUUUAAUGUUUGCAGUUACCUCAUACACUUUACAUUCCAAAAAAAAUAAUCAAAAAUCAAAACUGUAAGAUGUAAGACUUCGUAAUGAAAAAAUGUAUAAUCUCGUAAAGAUGUAUCUAAAGUGUAACUCUAUAGCCAUGAUAUCUACUGAAGGAUCCAUGCACAAUAAAAGAUCUAUAAUUCUUA